GGCGGCGAUCUGCACCCGCGAUUCGUCACCGCAAUCGCCCAGGCAGUCCCCUCCCGCUCGUCCUGUGCUGCGCUGCUCUGCUCGGUGUUGCCUCUACUGGCCUUGCACUGGCCUUGCACCCGCACUGUCCCUCUGGCCUCGCUCUGUGCACUGCCCUCCCGCGCCGUGUCCUGCUUAGUCGUCCGCUCGUCCCCCCGUCCCCCUCCGCUGGCCCAUCGACUGGCCGUGCUCGCCCACUGGAAGAACCUCGGGAGCGUGCAGCGCGUCAACACACGUUCUGCCACGGUCACUGGUAUUGUGAUCCUCACGCCCACGCCACGCCCACGCCCGCCAUCCUAUGCCCUCCCCGCCACGCCCGACUGUCGCGAGCCGUGCCUGCCUUGCGCGUCCCACCGUCACCACUGCGCGUCGCCGAUUGGCCCGCCUGCAACCACCUCGCCGCCGCUGAACCCUCGCAGGGCCUUUUGCGCCGUUGGGAAUGUACUCUGUGCAUCCCGUCCAGACCAUGUCCAUGUCGAAUGGUGGCAUUGGGAACGGCGCCAUGGACCCGUCCGCCACCAUUGACCCGGCCGCCCUCAAUGCAGCAGAUGCGCUGAGAGGCCCACCGCAGCCCGUCGCACAGCAACCCUCGCGGGGGCUCAAGCGCAGUCGCUCGCCCGAGAACACCUACGGCGACGUGCAGCACGGCGAUGGCGACCCAGACGACGGCAAACCACGCAAGCGCGGACGCCCGCCAAAGGCAGCAAAAGGCGCGUUUGCUGGGAGCCCCAGCCGUGCAUCCCAGUCCAUGUCCACGCCCUUGCACGCCGGCGCAGCUCCCCCAGUGCAGACGCCGCGCCUGCAGUCGACGCCCCUACCCCAGGGCUCUCCUCCCCUCACGUCCCCGUCGACCAAGUCCACGCCCACCAAGCCCGCCGUCAUCAAGGCCCUGCCCACGGUACGCGACCACACCACCGACCAACUCAACCCAGAGGGCGACGAGUACAUCCCGCGUGAAAUCGACGACGCCGGCGAGCGCAAGGUCACGCAGCAAGGGCACCCGCUCGACGCACGCGAAUACCGCUGUCGCACCUUCUUCGUGCCCAACAGAGGCGACAAGCUGUUCAUGCUGGCGACCGAGUGCGCGCGCGUCCUGGGCUACCGAGACUCGUACCUGCUUUUCAACAAGAACCGGUCCCUGUACAAGAUCAUUGCUACACAGGCCGAGAAGGACGAUCUGAUUCACCAAGAGAUUCUGCCCUACUCGUACCGCUCCAGGCAGAUUGCCAUUGUCACGGCGCGGUCCAUGUUCAGGCAAUUUGGCAGCCGACUCGUAGUGAACGGAAGGCGCGUACGCGACGAUUACUGGGAAAGCAAAGCCCGAAAGCAGGGCUUUACCGAAGAAGACGCGGCUGGAGAAAAGAGACCAGGUGCUGCCAAGGCGAGGGAAGCCGCGGCUGCCGAAGCGAACCACGCCAGUGCCAUGGCCUUUGCACAUCCAGGAGCAUUCGCUGGCAACAACCAAGACUACCUAGGCGCAGCUGUCAACCCCCUGCAGCCAUUUGGCGGACUCAAUCCAGCGCCAGGGAGCAUGCCUACUACCACCGCAGAACAGUACAACCCGCGCACAUCGACAGAAAUGCAGCCUCGAGACUACAGCGGUGUGCAGCGACCACGACAGGAGAUGACUGGUGCACCAUUCGUGGAUGUCACGAGACCAACCCCUUCUGGUGAGAUUCUCAACCAGGCCGCCCAGACAGCCGAGUUCAACAAGCAGCUGGAACACCAGCGCAAGAGUCGCAAAGAAUAUCUGGACAAGAUCUGGACCCGGCCACAUGAGCCAACUGUGCAGCCCAACCGUCCAGGAACCGCUGAAGGCGACACCGUGCCACAGGUCUCACAGGCCGUGCAGUCUCCUCGUGUGUCGACACACACUGUCUUGCCAGGAAACCAAUACGGCAUGGUAUCCCAGACUCCUCAACGGGCAAUGCAAAACAUGGGAGCGCAACCGUACCGCCCGCAAUCUCUUCCGCAGAACAGCAUGAUCCAGUCUCCUAUGGCUCAGCAGCAGCACAACCAACUUCGACCAGAGAUGCACCGUCGCCCGCCGAGCAUAGGUAUGCCUCAAGGCAUGACCCCUACUGGAAUGAGCCCUGGAAUGAGUCCUGGAAUGCUUUCCGGUGUACAAAACCCAGGCCAUGGCUAUUCCCAGUCUCACAUGUGGCAAGGCCCCCCGCAGCCGUCACCACUCUCUCAGCAGCACAACAUGCAGCAAUACGCCCAACGUCCUCCACAACACAGCUCGAUGCAUGUCACGCCUAUGCAACAAUACCAGACAAUGGGUACCAUGGGAGACACCGGAUAUCCGUCCAUGGGCCAGACUCCGUAUCAACCCAGCCCGAGUCCCCAUCAAUUCAUGCAACACCAGAGUACUGCCGGACAGCAACCUGGUAUGCCUGGAUGGGCUCCUCCGCAGGCUCAGCAAGGAUGGCAAUCGUACUAG
This is a messenger RNA of Dothidotthia symphoricarpi CBS 119687, 2482 nucleotides long. RefSeq lists its product as uncharacterized. The transcript has 4 exons. NCBI's taxonomy places the organism in Eukaryota, Fungi, Ascomycota, Dothideomycetes, Pleosporales, Dothidotthiaceae. Gene Ontology annotation, cellular component: nucleus. Gene Ontology annotation, molecular function: chromatin DNA binding. The record is from RefSeq and is a predicted model, not a curated record. Bases 479 to 2482 code for a protein of 667 amino acids.